UUAGUGCUUGUGUUGUUGCCUUGCCCAAGGGAUGAGGGAAAAACAACUCUGCGUUGCACCCUCUUCCAAAAAAUAAUACAACAUUCCAUAAAAUGACCGAAACAACGCCGGAAAGUGAACUCGGGAGCAUAGAGUGUUUCCAAAACUACACGGCCCCUGAGGUUUUCAUCCAGGGGUUGGCGGGGCUCGUAAACCAGCAGGAUGUGGAGUCGAUGAUUCGGGCCCAAAAGCAAAUGUUGCAGCGGUUCGAAAAAACGAACGAGAUGCUGAUAAACUGCAACGCCCUGUCAGCUGGAAGGCUGCAGUCGGCCCAGGCUGAAUUUAAGAAGCAUUCCCAGCUUUUGAUUGAAAUGAAAAAAGACUUGGACAACAUUUUCAAACGCACUCGUGCCUUGAAAACGAAGCUGAGUGCACAGUACCCUCAAGCAUUCCAAGAGUGUGCUAAUAAGAUGGCUCUGGUGGAGGAAGACGACGAAGACACCAAAGAGGCUACAGCAAUAGGCAAAGAUGCGAAAAAAGCGGUUGAAAAAGAUAAACCACCGAAGAGAAACAGCAGCUCAACCGAUUCUGAUGACAAUGGUAGUGAUAACAACGUUUCUUCUCCAGAAUCGGACUCACCUUAAGACUAAACUGUUAUGAUUUCUGAAGAAAAUGGCAAGAGUAGAUUACAUUAAAGACGUGGCUAUUAAGAAAUUAUUUGAUGCAAAAUUCGUAUCGAAUGGGAGACCUGCUGACAAGAGGAAGAUUUUAAUUUAUUGUUAGUAAUUUGUAGGUUUGUCAAGAUUCCAUUUUAAUUAUUAUUAUUAUUUGUCAUGUGGAAAGUCAACUUAAUGUUGUGUCCAUCCUACAAAAACUGAUUUAUUUUAAAUUCUGUUCUGUUUAUUAUUUCCUUACAAUUAGUGAGAAAAAUAAACAUAAGUACAAAAUACUUUGCA
Cloeon dipterum is the source of this 935-nucleotide messenger RNA. Its product is annotated as kxDL motif-containing protein CG10681. The transcript is spliced from 3 exons. Gene Ontology annotation, biological process: lysosome localization. The coding region runs from base 93 to 623 and encodes 176 amino acids. Gene Ontology annotation, cellular component: BORC complex. The record is from RefSeq and is a predicted model, not a curated record. Lineage: Eukaryota; Metazoa; Arthropoda; Insecta; Ephemeroptera; Baetidae.